ACGCGCAUGCGCACUGUGAGACCAGCGCGGUGAAAAUGCCUCUGGCCAAAGACCUCCUCCACCCUACGAUCGACCAGGAGAGACGACAACACAAGAAGAAGAGACUGGUUCAGAGUCCUAAUUCCUAUUUUAUGGAUGUGAAGUGCCCAGGCUGCUACAAGAUCACCACUGUGUUCAGUCAUGCACAGACAGUGGUGCUGUGUGUGGGAUGCUCCACAGUGCUGUGUCAGCCCAAAGGAGGAAAGGCUCGCCUGACAGAGGGUUGCUCUUUCAGGAGGAAGCAGCAUUAAACAUUUCUUCAACACACUUUCAUACAUUUCACAAUUUUCUGUUGAUUCCAGUGUCUUGUUUUUGCCAAUAACAAGCUGUUGUACAAAUGAGUUCAAGUUUUAUAAUGGAAGGUCUUAAAGGUGAAAUGGUAAGAAAUCGUAAGAAAUCAAUAAACACUUUUAAAUGAAGUAUC
Molecule: messenger RNA, 463 nt
Organism: Salarias fasciatus (jewelled blenny)
Lineage: Eukaryota; Metazoa; Chordata; Actinopteri; Blenniiformes; Blenniidae
Gene: rps27l
Product: ribosomal protein S27 like
Exons: 4
Coding region: 36-290 (84 amino acids)
Biological process (GO): translation
Cellular component (GO): ribosome
Molecular function (GO): structural constituent of ribosome
Source: RefSeq, a predicted model, not a curated record